Messenger RNA from Saccharomyces paradoxus, 615 nucleotides. It is a transcript of the gene PML1, whose product is annotated as Pml1p. Gene Ontology annotation, biological process: maintenance of RNA location; mRNA splicing, via spliceosome. Lineage: Eukaryota; Fungi; Ascomycota; Saccharomycetes; Saccharomycetales; Saccharomycetaceae. The coding region runs from base 1 to 615 and encodes 204 amino acids. The transcript has a single exon. The record is from RefSeq and is a predicted model, not a curated record. Gene Ontology annotation, cellular component: nucleus. Gene Ontology annotation, molecular function: protein binding; mRNA binding.
AUGUUCCACAGACGCAAAAGACCUUAUAACGCGAGGAAUUAUGGCCACGAUAGCAAAAAAUUCAAAUCGCAGCAUGUCGAUAUUCUGCCUGACUUCAGCCCUUCCGGUUUGUUAGAGCUGGAGUCGAAUAAUAGAGAAGGCAUAGCUUUGAAGCAUGUAGAGCCACAGGACGCUAUUUCUCCUGAUAAAUACAUGGAUAUGCUGGGAUUGCAGCCGCGAGAUAGGAGUGUUUAUGAACUAGUGAUAUACAGAAAGAAUGACAAAAAUAAAGCACCGUGGAAAAGAUACGAUUUGAAUGGCAGGAGCUGUUAUUUAGUCGGUCGUGAACUGGGGCGCAGUCUGGACGCAGAACUUGACGAUAGAAAGGAGACGGUGGUCGCGGACAUUGGUAUACCAGAAGAAACUUCCUCAAAGCAGCACUGCGUUAUUCAGUUUAGAAACAUUCGUGGCAUUUUGAAAUGCUAUGUCAUGGAUUUGGAUUCCUCCAAUGGGACAUGUUUGAACAACGUUGCAAUUCCUGCAGCCAGAUAUAUAGAGCUACGAAGUGGUGACGUCCUCACACUUUCGGAAUUUGAAGAAGAUACGGAUUAUGAACUUGUCUUUAUUAAUGUAUAA